Aspergillus viridinutans is the source of this 897-nucleotide messenger RNA. RefSeq names its product putative phosphorylase. Gene Ontology annotation, biological process: nucleotide metabolic process. Bases 1 to 897 code for a protein of 298 amino acids. Gene Ontology annotation, molecular function: ATP binding; ATP:ADP adenylyltransferase activity. Lineage: Eukaryota; Fungi; Ascomycota; Eurotiomycetes; Eurotiales; Aspergillaceae. The transcript is spliced from 2 exons. The record is from RefSeq and is a predicted model, not a curated record.
AUGGCGACUGCGAUUGACUAUGAUGCUCUCCUUGCAAGGUUCGAUGACCUGGUUGCUCGAGAAAUCAUAUAUUAUUCCCCGCCAACCACAAUACCACUGAACGAUGGGGGCUUUCCUAUCGAAUUUCAUAUUAGUCCUUCACUCCGCACCAAGCCGGCUUAUAUUGGCGACAAUUUCCACUCCAGUGGUAGUACAUCACCCGAAGGCUUUGGACCAGGCAGUGAUAUUGCCAACGCAGAUCCGCACCUGCUCAUUGCCACUAUUAACCAGACUCAUCUCCUCGUAAUCAACAAGUUUUCUGUUUUCCGGCCACAGUUGCUCUUGCUGACAUGCGACUCCUACCGGCGGCAGCAUGAACCGCUCACUGUGGAAGACUUUGCGGCGAUUCACAGUGUCCUGAGCUCUUCGAAAACCCCCCAUCUUGUUAUAUACAACUGUGGACCGAUAGCUGGCGCAAGCAGGAACCAUAAACAUAUGCAGAUUUUACCGCGCCCUGCCCAUCUGUUUCCUGAUGACCCGAACUUUGACCCUGGGGUGAUUCCAUUUCAGUAUGUUCUGCGAUAUCUUCACGAUCUGGAUUUCGAAAAUCAGGACUGCCCCUCAAAGCUCUGUGAAGUGUACCAGGAAUUAUUGGCAGAGGCGAAAGAAAGGCUUGGACAGUCAGCUAGCACCAAUACUGAAGGGUACUUUCCACAUAACGUCGUGUUGGCCCGAGAGUGGAUGAUUGUCAUCCCCAGGCGCAGUAACAAUUUUGAGGGCAUCACGGCCAAUGCGGCCGGAAUGAUGGGCUCUGUUUGGUUGAAGAGCGAAGACGAGUUGGCUCGCUGGAAGGAGGUCGGACCGACCAAAGCUCUGGGUGGUUUGGGAUGGUCGAGAGAGUUUAAGAAGGAGGCCUAG